AAAAACAUUUCUUGUAAUCUUAUCUCCGGGUUAACUAGGAGAUGCGACAAUUCGUGUUGUUUAUAAUACCUAAUCAAGACUUUAUUUAGUAUAUAAGAGUUGACAACUGAGGACAAAAAUAUACCAAGUUCGGUCUUCAAAGUAGACAGAUACAAACGAAUACAAAAUGAACAAGUAUAUGAUUUUAGCUGUCCUCCUGGUAGGCGCUGUCCUCGUUCAGGGCAAAAAAGAAGACUCCAGCAGCUCAUCUGAAGAAAAUGUCAGAGAAGUAGCAGAAUUAUUGAACAAGAAAUUCAACACCACCCUUCUUCUUGAUGUUAUCAAAAUGGCCGAAAAAGCUAAAGCAAAAUGUCCAGACUUGGAAGAAAAACUUGACGAUAUUUCCGGAAAAAUUGAAAAAUGCGUUGACGAAAUCGAACUUGGAUCAGAAACUUUCUGCUCUCUCGUCAAGAACAACUUGGCUAGAUGUUCCAAACCAGCCAUCGAUCUAAUUGCCUCCUGUUUACCAGAGGAAUCCAAAGACCUUCCUGUAUUGGCCCAGAAAAUCAUUGUUGCCGUAGUAAAACAAGCAUGCAGUUCCACUGUUGAAGAAAUUUUGGAAUUGUUGAACCCAUGUGCCCUUGAAAAGGACUUCGCUUCUUUCCCAGCUUGCAGAGAAAUCAAAACCGUUAUCGACGAACACAGAAACAAACUUCCAUCGAAAUCACUCAUCUGCUCAACUCUCCCCAAGAUCAGGAACUGCGCCAAAGCUCACAUUGAAGCUUCCUGCCAAAACACAGUCACCAGACAAGCUGCCUUGAAAUUCCACGAUGCUAUCGAUGCUGCCCUUAAAGACGACUGUGAUGCCCUUAACAAAGCCUAAAUCAUUUAUGACAAAAUGCUCCAAAAAAUUAAUAAAAUAUUUUUAUAGUUAA
Molecule: messenger RNA, 914 nt
Organism: Diabrotica virgifera virgifera (western corn rootworm)
Lineage: Eukaryota; Metazoa; Arthropoda; Insecta; Coleoptera; Chrysomelidae
Exons: 5
Coding region: 167-862 (231 amino acids)
Source: RefSeq, a predicted model, not a curated record